Arachis stenosperma is the source of this 2406-nucleotide messenger RNA. RefSeq lists its product as uncharacterized. Gene Ontology annotation, molecular function: DNA binding; protein dimerization activity. The transcript has 8 exons. The coding region runs from base 1 to 2406 and encodes 801 amino acids. Lineage: Eukaryota; Viridiplantae; Streptophyta; Magnoliopsida; Fabales; Fabaceae. The record is from RefSeq and is a predicted model, not a curated record.
AUGGAGUGUACGGUUUUCACUCUCAAUCAGAAUGAAUCCGCACUAAAUUUGGGGUUCAGAUCUGCAGGAGUAUUAGCAGCUGUUCAAACCAGUGUCAAUCACAUACAGCCUGCCAUUGAAGAAAUCACUCACAAGCAAAGAGAGCGGACCAAGCUUCUUCGUGUGGAAUCGCCGCGCAAAAACGCAGAGCCGCUGGAAUCGCGUUUCUGCCCCGAUGUUGCGUUCAAACUGGUGGUGGUUGAACUGUGUGAGCAUCAAUUUGCAAUUGUUUUGCGAAACUCUCUGACUCUGCCUCUGUCUCCAGUUCUCUGGCUCUCACUCUCUAUUUCUGGAAUCUGGAUUGCUGCUGCUCUUCUCCUCCCCUUCACUGGUAGUUCAGGAAUGGCAUCGACUCAAGCUAAUGCAAGUGAAAAUCCGACUAACAUUCCAGCUUCUCAAACUGAUGUAGGAUGGGAGCACGGGAUAUCUGUUGGAGAAGAUGGAAAGAAGAUACAAUGUAAAUACUGUCAUAAAAUUUUUUCAGGAGGAGUUUAUAGAUUGAAACACCACUUAGCAGGAACUCAAAAAGAUGUUGGGGCUUGUACAACUGUUAGUGAUGAAGUUAAAAAGCAAAUGUGGGAUGUUGUGAGUGGGUUACAAGUAAAUUUGAUGAAGAAAACAAACAAUGGCAUCCCCUUUAAUGUUUCAAGGAGCGAGGAAUACAGUAGAAUGUUUGAGAAAGCUAUAAGAUACGGACAAGGAUUCAAGCCACCAUCCUACCAUGAAUUAAGGGUGCCUCUUUUGAAGAAACACGUGGAGCUUGUUCAACAAUCACUAGAGGAACAUAGAGAAUAUUGGAAGCAGGUUGGUUGCACAAUAAUGACUGAUGGUUGGACAGAUAAGAGAAGACGGACCAUCCUAAAUUUUUUGGUUAAUAGUCCUAAAGGGACUGUUUUUUUGAAAUCCAUUGAUGCCUCUCACAUUACUAAGACAGCUGAUAAAAUCUUUAAAAUGAUAGAUGAUGUGGUUGAAGAGGUUGGUGAAGAAAAUGUCAUCCAAGUUGUCACCGAUAAUGCGGCUAACUACAAAGCUGCAGGAGAAAUGCUAAUGAAAAAGAGAAAAAAGUUGUUUUGGACGCCUUGUGCAGCACAUUGCAUUGAUUUAAUGUUAGAAGACUUGGAAAAAAAAGUAACACUUCACAAGGACACAAUUUAUAAAGGUAGAAAGAUUACUACUUACAUAUAUGCUAGAACUGCUCUUAUUGCACUACUACACAUCCACACUAAGGGAAAAGAUUUGGUGAGGCCGGGUAUGACCCGUUUUGCAACUUCUUACCUUACUUUGGGAUGUCUCAAUGACAACAAAGGUUCCUUAAUAAAAAUGUUUCUUUCUGAUCAAUGGACUUCUAGUAAUUUUGCAAAGACAAAAGAUGGAAAGAUAAUUGCAAGUGUGGUGUUAGAUAAGGUGUUUUGGAAGGAAGUCGUAAUUUGCUUGAGAGCUGCCUACCCUCUUCUUUAUGUGCUUCGUAUGGUGGAUUCAGAAGAAAAGCCGGCAAUGGGAUUUAUUUAUGAAGAAAUGACAAGUGCAAAGGAGAAAAUACGAGAUGCAUUUCAAGGAGUUGAGACAAGUUAUAUACCUAUUUGGGAUAUUAUUGAUGCAAGAUGGGGCAACCAACUUCAUAGGCCAUUGCAUGCUGCAGGCUAUUAUUUGAAUCCUCAGAUUCAUUAUAGCUCUGGUUUUAAAAUUGCUUAUGAGCUUAAGAAGCAGUUUUAUGCUUGUAUGGAAAGGAUGACAGGAAAUCCAGAUUUAAUCACUAAGAUGGAUGUUCAACUUGAAGAUUUUAAAACUCGAAAAGAGUUUUUUGGUAGUAAAGUAGCUCAAAAUGCAAUUUAUACUAAAACUCCAGCUCAAUGGUGGGAUUCUUAUGGAGAUCAGCAUCCAGAGCUCCAACAAUUUGCAAUUCGUGUCUUGAAUUUAACAUGUAGUUCAUCUGGAUGUGAACGUAAUUGGAGCGCUUUUGAGAUGGUUCACACAAAAAGGAGAAACCGUUUGAAAGCUAAAACCAUGAAUGAUGUUGUGUUUGUGAUGACAAAUUCAAGAUUAGCAAAGAAAAAACAAACUAGAAGAAGUCUUGAUUAUGACUAUAGUCUUGAUGAGUUGGACUCUGAUGAAGAGUGGAUUGUUGCUGACGAAGAUGGAGAAGAAGAAGAUUUAGAUACUCUAAUCUCAGAUCCUGAUUUAAAUGAUGGAGCAAGUGGUAAUAGAGUUGUUGGUGCCUCUAAGGAUCCUUUGGCAAUUCCUUAUCUUGAUGAUGAUGAGUUUGAAGAACUUCUCCAAGGACCUCUUCCUCCUGCUCCUGAUAAUGAUGAAGAUGGUAAUGCAGAAGUUUGUGAAACUCGUGAAGAUUUUAUAACUGAUGAAGAAUAG